AUUGGCUCGAGGUUCUUUCUCAAAUCCGCCCGUGCUGUGACGUAAAGCCCGCGGUUUACAAACUUUCUUAGUAGCAAGAAAUAAACAAAUCAGAUUUCAUUAUCUUUCUGUGAUACAAUUGUUUAAAUUAUUUUUUAACCAACUAAUGUCACUCUACUCGUUACAGUGUCGGUUGUAUUGCUUAUCUUAUAGGAGUCGUCGGUUUUUCCUCGGAUUCUCUUCCUUAGCAACCAAUCCAGAAGCCAGCAAGAUAAGUCAACACAGAAGUAACGUUAGCGAGCUAACGAUUAUCAGUACUGUAGCUAGGUAGUUUAGCUAUCUAAAAUUGUUAACAAAUUAUUUCAGGUUACGAAUAUAAAGACCAAAACUGACAAUGUCGCUGUGGGCUGAGUCUUGUUGGAAAGAAUAUAAAGGAACCCCUAAUACUAAAGGGAGAACAGUUUGCGUUGCCCAGGAUGACUCCUUGGAUCUCUUGGAUGAUGAAGACUCAUUUGACUUGAACAGGUCUUACCCGUGUGCCCGACGGCACAAGAACGGCCUGCAAAAGAAGGGCCUGGGACUAGGCCACUGGCGUUUUACUGGAUCCAUGACAGCUGACUCUCAGGACGCCCGUAGCUCUGUAGCUAUGAGAGACAUUCAGAUCUCUAGCCUGCAUGGCUCAGGAUCUCCCGGUCGUUCAGACAGCUUGCCAAUGUACCCCUCCACGGUGUCAGAAUCAGACAGAAGCCCGCUCAGCCAGCUGAUCUGUGGAGCCUCAAGUCUCUCAGGACAUCCUGCUGUCCACAACCCCAACAAGGCAGUCCUUACUGUGGACUGCAAGAGCACAAAGAUAUUGGCUGCCAAUAAGAAGGCAUGCACACUGUUUGAGCGUACCUGCAGUGAUCUGAUUGGUCGAAAUCUGUCCUCCUUACUGAAGAAGACUAGUCAGGUCCUGGAUGAAGCUUUAAGUGAGGCAUAUCUUCAAACUGAUGGAAAUGUGGCUGUGGUGUCUGGAAAAGUGAUGGAUGUGCUGAGUCAGUCUGAGGCUGAGGUCCCAGUGUCCAUCUGGGCCCAGAGGCAGUCACAGGAAGGACAGAAUUGCCUGGUCACAAUUGAGCGGGUGGAGCGACUCUCGGCCCAGGUUUCCUUCUCUCAAGAUGGGAGCAUCUUGAGCUGUGACCGGGCCUUUGCCCACCUGCAAGGUUACCGGCAGUCUGAGGAGCUGACGGGGAGGUCUAUCAGAGAGCUCCUCCCCUCUCUACAGAUCCCCCUCCACAGCCGUGCUCUCCCUAAGAUGCUCAGAGUCCAGAAGGUGUCCAGUCAAAGCCUGGGGGGGCCCUCCUUCCCCCUGUGUGUUAGACUCCAGGGGGCCGUGGUGUGUGGGAAACCCCCGCCACAGAAGGGUGGACGCCGGUCAGGUUUCCCUGGAGGAAUGGACAACCAGCAAGGUCUCCUCCCAUCCCCCGUGUGCAGUUCACCACAGUCCCCACAACCGGAACACUCAGAGGAGUCCCAAGGAAAUGAACUGUCUGUCUCUGAAGUCGUAGAGGACAGUCUUCUCUCGCCAGGUUCAGGGCUGGUGUAUUCUGGGACGGUGUGGGUGUUCGCCCCUCUCAGUUGUCUCUUGACCCUCCACCCUGAUGGCUCCAUCCACAGCAUCCCCAACCAGCUGGCCCUGACCCUUCUGGGCUAUGGUAAUGCUGAGCUACAGGGAAAGGAUGUGACUUUCCUGAUGCCUGCUUUCUAUGAGUGGUUCUGUGACUUUGAAACUGGAACCUGUCCCCUCGACCGUCGCCCUGAGGGGGCUUGCUUUCUACACACGGGCUCCUCGCAUCCAUCCACCACCAGCAACGCUGACCCCUGUAGAUGCUCUAGUCCUGGUGCCCCGGCAGCUAGCGUGGCCCCCCAUCCCAGACACUCUCUCCCAAUGGCCUGCAAACCUAAAGAUGCGAAAGACCCCAGCGGUCUGCCGGCUGGUGACAUGGCACUGGUCCAGCGGUCCGGCCUGGGGAGAGGCAGGAUCUACACUGGGACCGGUUCCAGGCUGGAGCAGCCAGGCUACCCCCCCUCCACCCUGAGCCCUCCUGGGGUGUCAUCCACCCAUACUCAUAUCAGGGCUGAGGAUGCUACAGAGCUGGUGGAGGACGCAUCAUCGCUGUCUUUGUGUCCCAGCCAGGGUGACCGUCUAGACACCACCCGUGUCCUGCUACAGACCUUCGCCCUGGUGGAGGGGGGCGAGACACUUUGUCUGUCACCUAAUAAUCCUCCAAGAUGUCAGCUCCUCAACGGGGAGGGACAAGGCACUCCAACGCUAGACGAGCGGAGCCCUGGCCGACCCUGCCGCCCCACCCCGCGCCAUGCCAAAGACCCAGGGCACCAGGGUGACCUGUCGGCCCUGCACAACUCCAGCUUUGAGAUGAUCUCCCUGGGCAGCCGCUCGUCGUCUGGGUUCUGUGAGAAGUGUCAUGGGGGGUCCAGUCCGGAGGUCAACUCGCUGUCAACUGAGGUUGUGGAUUCUGUCAGCUGUUACCUGGAACUGGGAUCUAAUGGGGAACUGGUGACCCGGGCCAUGGCUGACCUGGACCUCAGUGGAAGCGUAGAGCUGUCUGAUGAUGCGGGUGAGGAUGUAUCCCGCACCUCUGUUGAUACUGCUGAGCUCCUGCGCACCCCCUCUCCAUGUAUAGUAGAGUCCGAACCGGAUGAGGGACCCAUCUACGUGGAGGUCCGGACCGAUCCAUUGAAAGACGCUGACGGGGAGGAAGAGCAGGACCAAUGGGCUGUGUUUUCUGCUCUCCAAAAUGGCCACAGCCAGGACUCCACGCAGAUGACCGGGGGAACGCAGUUGCCUUCAGACCCCACUCAUACCACCUCCACCCCUAAGAAGCAGCAGGGGGACGGCUGCUCUCCGCCCUCCUCGGCCUCGCGUCAGAUCUCAGAGGGGUGCUAUGAGGGGACCAUGUACCACAGGGAUGGGGCAAGAAUCGAGGUGCAGUGUGAGAUCCGUCGGGCUGAUGUCCUCGGGGGGCGGUGUGUGUUCUGUGUGUGGUUGAGCAGGCCUGGUCAGCAGGAGGCCAUGCAUUCUAAUGGAGCUUCCCCACAGGACACGUCCGCACUCAGUCUGGGGGAGGCUAUCAUGGAGGCCAGCCGCGGCGGUGCCGGCGAAGCGCUGCUCUCCACCAUGGACCUGGAGCAUUCCCAUGCGUGCGAGGGCCAGUUCUCAGAGGAGUACCGGCCGCUGCAUGCCGUGGGCAAAGGAGCCUUCGGCUUUGUCUGGCAGGCCUGCCGGAUCUCUAACGGACAGAAGGUGGUGGUGAAGUUCAUCAGGAAAGGCCGGAUCGUGAGUGACUGCUGGGUGGACGACCCCGUGCUGGGACGAGUCAGCCAGGAGAUCGCUAUCCUCACCCGCCUGCAACACCACAACAUCGUCAAGGUGCUGGAAGUGUUUGAGAAUGAGGGUUACUUCCAGAUGGUGAUGGAGAAGCAUGGAGAGGGGCUGGACCUCUUCGAGUUCAUAGACAAACAGCCCCAGUUGGAUGAGCCUCUGGCCAGCUAUAUCUUCAGACAGCUUGUGGCAGCGGUGGCGUAUCUAAGGAACAAAGGGAUUCUCCACAGGGACAUCAAAGAUGAGAAUAUUAUCAUCAACACUGAGUUCCACAUCAAACUCAUAGACUUUGGCUCUGCCACGUUGCUGACCGCAGACAAGCUCUUCUACACCUUCUGUGGAACACUAGAGUACUGCUCUCCAGAGGUUCUGCAGGGCAACCCUUACAAGGGCCCGGAGUUGGAGAUGUGGUCUCUUGGGGUGCUCCUCUACACAUUGCUGUUCAGUGAGAACCCCUUCUGUGAAUUGGCAGAGACCAUGCAGGCCGAACUCAAGCCCCCAUUCUCUGUCUCCCCAGAUCUGCACGCUGUGCUUUUAGGGCUGCUGCAGUGUGACCCCCAGCACAGGAUGACCCUGGAGCAGCUCCUGAUGCAGCCCUGGAUUCGACAGCCCAUUUGUCUGGCCGAUUACAGCUGGGAGGAGGUGUUCCCCGACAGCAAGAGCCAGGCUCCCCCAGACUACCAUAACUCUGAGUUCCUAGGCCAGGGACUGUACCCAGAUGCUGGUGAUGAUGCAUCGCUUCCUUCUGAUGAUGAUGAUGAUGAUGAGGAUGAGAAGAGGGCCAUGGAUGCCCUGAAAAUUGAGCUUAUGAAGUACCUUGCUGAUGAAUGAAGUCUAAUGUUCCACGUUGCAUCUACAUAGUCUGACACUUCCUCUCAUAUUCCCUUUAUAAACGCCACCCUGAUCUGAAAACUAUCCCGAUGGAACCUACCUUAGACUAUUGAGAUGCACCCCCAGAUCUCGUCCAUGUAGAUACACCACUAACAAAAUUCUGGGGCAGCAUCUACAAUGUUUUGGAUUAGGAGUUCUUGUCUAGGAUCUGUUCAUGUUGUCAUUAUGAUCUUAAAGACAAUACUGUUUGUAGAUCGGCACUGAGAGGCUUGGUGAAUAUAUGCCUUGGACUGACUGAAGAAAUGUUAAAUACCAAGUCUGCCUUUACUACCUAAAAACAAUUUUACUAUGGAUUUGAGGGCGGGGUUGUGAUGUAGAAUACAACAUAUUUAUUGACUUUGAGUGCAACCAAAGAAAGAGAACAAAUUUAAUAGUGGGUGGGCUAUUAUUAGCUAUAGUCUAUAAGAACUGUGUAGUAUAACAUGGAAAUAUCAGGGGGGAAAUGUUGCUGACAAAGCCUGCUUAUUUAUUAUAAGCUGAAUAAUAAGGUUCACAAAAUAAUUAUUUAUCCACAGAAAUUAAAAUUCAGUAAUAAGCAGUAGUCUAAAUACAAUCACUUUGCUUUAAGCUGUUAUCCGAUAUAUUAAAGCAGACACCUUAAUCAGGUAUAGUAGUGUCAAUACCUUAUUUAAUGUAUUUAGUG
Messenger RNA from Esox lucius (northern pike), 4895 nucleotides. RefSeq names its product PAS domain containing serine/threonine kinase (gene pask). Gene Ontology annotation, cellular component: cytoplasm; nucleus; cytosol. NCBI's taxonomy places the organism in Eukaryota, Metazoa, Chordata, Actinopteri, Esociformes, Esocidae. Bases 374 to 4192 code for a protein of 1272 amino acids. Gene Ontology annotation, biological process: intracellular signal transduction; negative regulation of glycogen biosynthetic process; protein phosphorylation. The record is from RefSeq and is a predicted model, not a curated record. The transcript is spliced from 21 exons. Gene Ontology annotation, molecular function: protein serine/threonine kinase activity; ATP binding.